GGCCAGCCUGGUCUGCAGAGUGAGUUCCAGGACAGCACGUGCUGCACAGAGUAACUCUGUCUCAAAAAAAACCAAAGAAGACGAAGAAAAAUAUGCAUUUUCCUGAUUCUAGCAUAGCUGGCAGUGUUUUCAGUAAAAGAUGGCCUUCAUGAAGAUGAGACGGGUUUAUGCUUUCAUUCUGAUGAUGGGCGCUCUUUGCUUGUACUUCAGCAUGGAGCUUUUUGAGGAACCACCACGUUUUCUCAAGAAAGGUCAGGGGAAGUUCCUCCAGCUCCCAGAUAUUGACUGCAAGCAGAAGCCCCCUUUCCUUGUGCUGCUGGUGACUUCGUCCCACAAGCAGCUGGCGGCCCGGAUGGCCAUCCGCAAGACGUGGGGUAGAGAAACAGAGGUGCGGGGGCGGCGUGUGAAGACCCUCUUCCUCCUGGGGGCCUCAGACAGCACCGAUGAAAUGAAUGCCAUAGCCCAGGAGGGGAAGCAGCACCGUGACAUCAUCCAGAAGGAUUUCAAGGACGUCUAUUUCAACUUGACCCUGAAGACCAUGAUGGGCAUGGAAUGGGUCCACCACUUUUGUCCUCAGGCAGCUUUUGUGAUGAAGACAGACUCAGACAUGUUUGUGAAUGUUGGCUAUCUGACUGACCUGCUGCUAAAGAAAAACAAAACCUCCAGUUUCUUCACAGGCUACAUAAAGUCCAAUGAACUUCCCAUCAGGCAAAAGUCCAGCAAGUGGUUUGUGAGUAAAUCUGAAUAUCCCCAGGACAAGUACCCACCUUUUUGUUCUGGUACAGGUUAUAUCUUUUCUAGGGAUGUGGCCAGCAAAGUUUACAAUGUCUCAGAUAGUGUUCCAUUCCUCAAGCUGGAGGAUGUGUUUGUCGGGCUCUGCCUGGCCAAGCUGAAGAUCCGGCCUGAGGAACUCCACACCAAACAGACCUUUUUCCCAGAUAGCUUAAGGUUCUCCGUUUGUCUCUUUCAGAAAAUUGUGACAUGCCACCAUGUGACGCCCCAGGACUUACUCAUUUACUGGCAGUUACUGGAGAACUCUCAGGAACAGAAUUGCUCUUCUGUCUGAGGGGAGCCUGUGUCAAACUUUCAAUAACCUUUGGUGAUAAUUUGGGAAGAUCUGGGAUGGCCUUUCUGGGAACUGUCAGGGGAAGAGAGAGAAGAAGCAGUAAGGCAAACAGUGUUGUUUUCAAUGUCCUGCAUAUACUAGAGUGGAUGUACACACAAAUAGAGUUAAGACUUGUUUCCACUUGGCACCCAGAGCAAUAACAAAUCUCAUCCCUUAGGCUUUUGCACUAUGUUCUCAAUGUUUGAGACAUGUAUUCAUCUGAUCAUUUCAGGGCUCAGUACAUAUAUGAAGCCAUGGAUAUAAUUAUUCCCAUUUUACAGGUUAGGAACCAGCAGCCAUGGCCACUUAAUUGUCCAAAGACUCCAAUGAAGGUGCAAGUCACAAAACAAUCCUACACCAGUUUGGAAUUAUGAUUAAUAAAAGGGAUUUUUAAGGGGAAAAAACUUACAGAUCACCAUCCCAGACAACAGCCCUCUGUGUGAUCAGGAAUGAAGUCUAAUAGCUGGAAGGCAGAAGCAAGAGAGAGAGAGUGCAUGGUUACCACUGCUUUUUAAAGCAAAAGAGACCAUGCCCAAGUGGGCUGGCAUCUUAAAGGCAAUUGGCUGAGGGAGCAGAAGAAGGAGCUCCUGCAGCUCAUCCCUGUUUUGUUUAAGUAAGAGAGUUCCAAACCCAAUACAAAACAAUAUACACUAGGAACAUAUAUCAAGUAUAAGAUUAAAAUUAUAAUCAGCAUAAGCAAUAUUAAGUAAGGAGCAUAUGCUAAAGGUUUUAAUAAACAUUCUACACUAAAAAGUCUAAAUAUUGUAUUGGAAAUUGCUUUCCUAGAUCAUAAGAGGACAGUAACUACAACUAUCUAAUCUUCAACCCUAUUGAAGGCCUGAGAAGGGAGGUAACAUUACUUGAGCAGGUAGGAAGUACAAUCAAGUAGCUUCCAGAGCAAGCAAUAUAUAACAGAGACAAUUAGCUACCUGACCAAUCACCCAAAAUCUUAUUUUGCAAUGUGAAGCAACCAACUUUGGCUAUGGCCUAGCAUAAAUGACAGGCCAUUUUCAGAGGCAGGAAAUUUUUUCAAAAUAUUCUUAUCCUGUCUUGGCAAGAUUUGACAGUUCUACAUAUCCAUUUCCAGAUAUCAUGUAACUUGUCACUGGUUGAAGCAUGGGCAUUUUUUUUUUGCCCAAAGGCCAGUUUUGACAAGAAGAAAACAAACUCCAAGUGGAUUGUCUUUGGUGCUCAAUAUUCUCUCGGGAAUAGAUUGGUAUUGCCAGAAACAGUCAUGUGUCAUAUCAACAGAACCCUAAGUUAUUUAAAUGCCAUGUUCUACAGAUCCUUGAAGUGACUGAAUAUUCCCUAUCUAGACAGAAUACAGUCUCUAUAUUUAGGAUAUUAAAUCUUAUCUGUGGUUUAAUUAGUUGGAUUGGGUGCAAUAACAGUUACCUGUAAGUAGGUGUUGCAGGCCACCUACAAAACUAACCCAGCGGGAUAUAAUGGUGUACAUGAACUCACGUGGCUGGUUUGAAAUCUGAUUAUAGAGCAGAUUGCUGAAAGAUAAAUCACAGACUGUGUGCUCUGCAGAUGUCUCUAGAGUAAUGGAAUAGGCAGAUGCAAACUAAUCAUUAGAAAGCUGUAGAACAGCUGGCUCAAAUCAAGGAAGCCCGCAUCUCACCCAGAUUUCUGUGGUGCACCCUGGUGGGAGGCAAACUGUAGGGUGUGUGGGGACUUGAACCCAGUCCGAGGUGUGUAAACAGAAAAUACAAAGAAUUGCGGCAAGAAAAGCCACUGUGCAAGAUUCUAUAUUGAACUGCCGGCUUCAUGUACAGGCUGCAGCUGAGGGAGGGCUUGUGCCAAGGCCAUUUGGUGGUAGACAGCCAUGCUGGGGAGGUUCUAAAACCAAACAUUGGGUGCCAGGUGAAGGCAUAAGUCACAAAACAAUCCCACCCCCAGUUUGGAAUUAUGAUUAAUAAAAGGUUAUUUAUUUAAGGGAAAAAAAUUAUAGAUGACCAACCCAGACAAUAGCCCUCUGCAUGAUCAGGAAUGAAGUCUAACUGCCAGAAGCUGGAAGCAAGAGAUUGAGAGCAUGCACAUGGCUACCGCUGCUUUAUAAAGCAAAAGAGACCAUGCCCAGGUGGCAUGCCCAGGUGGACUGGUAUCUUAAAGGCUAUUGGCUGAAGGAGCAGAUGGAGCAGGGAUGAGGAUCAAGUGCUAUCAUAAUUCAGUUGGUGCCCCCCAACUGAGUGUCCCAUUCUUUGGAAGAGAGUGGUAAUGGAAGAAACUUAGGAUGGGUGUCUUAAAGUUAACAAGCAUCCUUCAGGUCCUUUCCCUAGUCUCCUGCUCCUCACUUCCCAAUUCUUCUACUUUUUAAAUGCUAAGUCUGGGAUGAACCAGCUUUCCCAGGCCCCUUGGUACCCAAUGCAUCUUCAACAUGAGACAUGCAUGCCUGCCGAUACUAGCUCACCUCCAUCCUAGAAGGAAACUGGGUUAUAUGACCAUGUAAAUCAGGUUGAGAAAUCAUAGCUGAGUCUUAUUGUAUAGGCCAAACAUACUGUUGAGAUUCUAGUGAGGGUUAAGUUUUCUCCAAACCUUCUGAGCCACCUGGUCUCUGCUGAGGAUGUCUGAUGGAUUGAUUGUGAUCAGUUAUAGCUCUGGAGCACUUCAGACCUCUAAGUUCAAACUCAAGACACAGUUAUCGUCUCUAUGGGUGUCCAGGAACUUUGCUGGAACCUGGACUGGUCCAACCUCCUGGGAUGCAGAGCUUGGAGGAAGGCACAGUUGAAGGGUUCUCCCUGCAUCUGUGAUCCUUCCUGACCCAGGAUCUUCACACAGCACUUAUCGCAGGGUCAUAGAUCCACGGACUAUUCUGGUUCAGAAUUUAACCGUGAAGGUUUUCAGAGCUGGGUAAAAACAGGGGCUCAUGGCCAUUCAGUCACUGUCACCAGUCAAGUAAUCUUGGUCUGUGUCAUGGGAAUUAUUGUUUCCCCUGCCUUUUACUUUACCAGUAAAAGGUAAAGUACUGUGUGCUUGGAGCCAAGGCUUCAUGUGACUGUGUGACUGUAAACAUUGCAAUAUGCUCUCAUCUGAACACCGGAAAAUUUACUCAAGUCAAAACUGUUACUCCUCCAAUUGGAGGAGUCUGGAAGCUACCUCCAGGGCCUCACUUGGUCCUAUAUCUCCUCUGAGUCUCUCCCAUAACUCUUGGGGGGAAAUUGUAUUCUUUGUGACAUUUUUCAAAAUCAUACAGCACCAAGUUCUGGACCCUUAGUUCAGAAAAUGUGAAAAUCUGAGCCGGGGAAAGAGAAAGGGUGAUUGUUCCUGGGUGUGUACUAGGGACUACAAACAACGCCAAAAUCAAGCCAGGUCUUCUCUUGACAGAGAGGAAAGCCAAGGCUUGUAACAAUAUUGUUGCUUUGCUGUCUAGAGGGUGGAAGAGCUGGAAUGAGGACCUGGCACCAGUUGCUCUGCAUCAGACCUUCUCUUUAUUCAUUCCUUCAUUAGCCAUGUCUGCUCACUGCAUUCACACAUAUCACGAGCAAGGUCAAGGUGAGGGUCUCCAGACAGCAGACCUGAGUGAGCACUCAGUCCCAAGAAUCUGGUUGGGCACAGGUUCUCUUGGUCUAUGCGCAG
Myodes glareolus (Bank vole) is the source of this 4684-nucleotide messenger RNA. RefSeq names its product beta-1,3-galactosyltransferase 5-like. Gene Ontology annotation, biological process: protein O-linked glycosylation. Gene Ontology annotation, molecular function: N-acetyl-beta-D-glucosaminide beta-(1,3)-galactosyltransferase activity. Gene Ontology annotation, cellular component: endoplasmic reticulum; Golgi membrane. The record is from RefSeq and is a predicted model, not a curated record. Lineage: Eukaryota; Metazoa; Chordata; Mammalia; Rodentia; Cricetidae.